Molecule: messenger RNA, 1131 nt
Organism: Pestalotiopsis fici W106-1
Lineage: Eukaryota; Fungi; Ascomycota; Sordariomycetes; Amphisphaeriales; Sporocadaceae
Exons: 3
Coding region: 1-1131 (376 amino acids)
Biological process (GO): endoplasmic reticulum to Golgi vesicle-mediated transport; retrograde vesicle-mediated transport, Golgi to endoplasmic reticulum
Cellular component (GO): Golgi membrane; endoplasmic reticulum membrane; COPII-coated ER to Golgi transport vesicle
Source: RefSeq, a predicted model, not a curated record
AUGAUGAACGGCUACGACGAGAAGCACAGCUUCAACGACGAGCCGGAACCCGGCAGCUUCGUCAGAGCCUUUGACGCCUUUCCCAAGUCGAAACCGCAAUAUGUUCAACAAUCGGCCGGUGGCGGAAAAUGGACCGUGGCCAUGGGUGUCAUCUCCCUCGUCCUCGUCUGGUCGGCGAUAGGCGAGUGGUGGCGCGGUGUUGAGAACCACACAUAUGCCGUCGAGAAGGGCGUCGGCCACAAUAUGCAGAUCAACCUGGACAUUGUUCUGCGCAUGAAGUGCAAGGAUAUACACGUCAACGUACAAGACGCUGCCGGCGACCGCAUCCUCGCCGCUUCGAAGUUGCAGGAGGACGCCACCAACUGGGUGCAGUGGGUUGACAACAAGGGCGUACACAAGCUGGGCAAGGACGCGCACGGCAAGGUCGUUACCGGUGCCGGAUUUCACGAUGAGGGUUUCGGCGAAGAGCACGUUCACGACAUUGUCGCGCUUGGAAAGAAGAAGCCGAAAUGGAGCAAGACACCAAGAAUGUGGGGGCGCGGCGGCGGUGAUAGUUGCCGCAUCUACGGCAGCUUGGACCUGAACAAGGUGCAGGGUGAUUUCCACAUCACUGCUCGUGGACACGGAUAUGCCGAGUUUGGCGAACAUCUCGACCACAGCGCUUUCAACUUCUCCCACAUCAUCAACGAGUUCUCCUUUGGCCCCUUUUACCCGUCUCUCGUCAACCCUCUCGACCGUACCGUCAAUGUAGCCAAUACCGCCUUCCACAAGUUCCAGUACUUCAUGUCGGUUGUGCCGACCGUCUACACCGUCGGCCACGCGCACUCGGCUUCGCAGACCAUUGUCACAAACCAGUACGCCGUCAACGAGCAGAGCCACGAGAUCAACGAGCGCAUGUUCCCUGGUAUCUUCUUCAAGUACGACAUUGAGCCGAUCCUGCUUACCGUCGAGGAAACCCGUGACAGCUACCUCGCCUUCCUGGUCAAGGUCGUCAACGUGCUGUCUGGUGUGGUGGUGGCUGGACACUGGGGCUUUACCAUCAGCGAGUGGAUUCGCGAAGUCAUUGGGCGCAGGAAGAGACAGCAGAGCAUGGGCAUGAUUGGCAACGAAAAGGGAGGAUACCAUGACUAG